AUUGCAGCACCUUGUGCCCAGGGUAUUGGACCCCCCCGAGGUGAAACCGGCUUGUUGGAGACGGACACAGUUGGAGUCAGGAUGAAGCCCUUCGCAACAAUUGUGCUUGUGGUGUGUAUUUACCUGUCAGGAUCGGACAGUGCAGGAUUGUAUGGAAAAUCAGUGAAAUUCCAAACCGAGACAGACAACAGCUUCGUCAGGUUGAAUGCACAUGAUUUCACCGGAUUGACCGCCUUUACUGUCUGUUUCAGGGCAGGCACUGAAAAUACUUACCAAAGUUUGUUCUCCUACGCUACAAGCUCUUCCGCCAACGAACUACUGAUUUGGCAAGAAACUAAAACACAACUCUGGCUGUAUUUAGGAAGUUAUGAAUAUAAGUUUUACAUCCCAGAAAUGAAUUCUUUACCGAGACACAUCUGUGUGACCUGGGAGUCUAAAGGGGGUGAGAUAAUAAUCUGGGUCAAUGUGAGAUGCCAUGUACGGGAGGUUCAUGUACGGGAGGGUCAGGUUGUGAAAGGGUCUGGUGAAUCUAUUCUAGGUCAGGACCAAGACUCAGUUGGUGGAGGUUUUGACGCCAGUCAGUCAUAUGUCGGAGAGAUAACUGAUGUUAAUAUGUGGGAUCGUGUUCUAAAACCCAAUGAGAUUAUGUUGAUCAUUCAGGUUUGUUUCAAUGCUGGAGGGAACAUCAUUGAUUGGGGAUCAACAACAUUUACAACAGGAGGGAACGUCAUAUUUAACACCAAUAAUAAUUGUCCUGUCCUUGCAGAGCUCCUGUGCUUGGUUCACUUCCAGACCAACACUUUCCCUCCUCUCCUGGUUCUCUCUCAGGUGAUGAAUGUGAUCCACGAGGAUAGGGCAGUGGAUGUUGUCCGCUUGCAUUUUAGUAAGCUAUUUGAUAAUGACCCCACGGUGAUGAAUGUGAUCAAUGAGGAUAGGGCAGUGGAUGUUGUCCACUUGCAUAUUAGUAAGCUAUUUGAUAAUGACCCCAUGGUGAUGAAUGUGAUCAAUGAGGAUAGGGCAGUGGAUGUUGUCCACUUGCAUAUUAGUAAGCUAUUUGAUAAUGACCGCAUGGAAGGUUGCCAUUACAUUGGAAAGGGUACAGAAGAGAUUCGCCAGGAUGUUACCUUGAUUCAAAGAGCAGAUGGAUCCAGGUCUUCAUGCCUGGAGCUCCAGAACUUUGGGUGCUGGCUGGGACCAAAUUAG
Molecule: messenger RNA, 1203 nt
Organism: Amblyraja radiata (thorny skate)
Lineage: Eukaryota; Metazoa; Chordata; Chondrichthyes; Rajiformes; Rajidae
Product: C-reactive protein-like
Exons: 8
Coding region: 82-1203 (373 amino acids)
Source: RefSeq, a predicted model, not a curated record